Suricata suricatta (meerkat) is the source of this 3209-nucleotide messenger RNA. RefSeq names its product elaC ribonuclease Z 2 (gene ELAC2). The coding region runs from base 50 to 2542 and encodes 830 amino acids. Gene Ontology annotation, molecular function: 3'-tRNA processing endoribonuclease activity. Gene Ontology annotation, biological process: mitochondrial tRNA 3'-end processing. Lineage: Eukaryota; Metazoa; Chordata; Mammalia; Carnivora; Herpestidae. The record is from RefSeq and is a predicted model, not a curated record. The transcript has 24 exons. Gene Ontology annotation, cellular component: mitochondrion.
GAGGAGCCGAGCCACCCGCAGCCUUAGGAUCGCGGGCGGAGGCCGGCGCAUGUGGGCUCUUCGCUCGCUGCUGCUGCUGCGGUCCGCGGCCGGGCGCGCCAUGUCGCAGGGACCCGCCCGCCGCCAGCGGCCGCCCAAGGACCCGCUGCGGCACCUGCGCACGCGGGAGAAGCGCGGCGCGGCCUGGGAGCCCGGGGGCCCGAACACCGUGUACCUGCAGGUGGUGGCGGCCGGCGGCCGGGACGUGGGCGCGGCGCUCUAUGUCUUCUCCGAGUACAACCGGUAUCUCUUCAACUGUGGAGAAGGCGUCCAGCGACUCAUGCAGGAGCACAAGUUGAAGGUGGCUCGUUUGGAUAACAUAUUCCUGACUCGAAUGCACUGGUGUAAUGUUGGGGGGCUGUGUGGAAUGAUUCUUACCUUGAAGGAAACCGGGCUCCCGAAGUGUGUGCUUUCUGGACCUCCACAGCUGGAAAAAUACCUGGAAGCUAUCAAAGUAUUUUCUGGUCCGCUGAAAGGAAUAGACCUGGCUGUGCGGCCCCACUCUGCGCCCGAAUACAAGGAUGAGACCAUGACGGUGUUCCAGGUCCCCAUCUACAGUGAGCAGAGGCUGGGGGAGCACCAGUCAUCCCCGAGUCCAGAAAGACUCAGUCCAGGGCGGUCUUCGGAUUCUGGAUCCACUGAAAACGAGCAGCACCUUGCGGACGGUGUUGGCCAGAAGAGGCGUGGCAGGGACCCGUCCCUGGUUGUGGCCUUUGUCUGUAAGCUGCACGUGAAGAAAGGAAACUUCCUGGUGCUCAAAGCCAAGGAGCUGGGCCUCCCGGUCGGGACGGCCGCCAUCGCCCCCAUCAUCGCCGCCGUCAAGGACGGGAAGAGCGUCACCUAUGAAGGCAGGGAGAUCUUGCCUGAAGAGAUCUGUACCCCUCCAGAUCCGGGCCUUGCUUUCGUUGUGGUGGAGUGUCCGGACGAAGGCUUCAUCGAGCCCAUCUGUGAGAACGCCACCCUCAAGAGGCACCAAGAGAAUGCCGAGGCCCCCGUGGCACUGGUGGUUCACAUGGCCCCGGAGUGUGUGCUUGCGGACCCCAGGUACCAGCAGUGGAUGGAGAGGUUCGGGCCCGCCGCGCAGCACCUGGUCCUGAAUGAGAGCUGCGCGUCCGUCCACAACCUCCGCAGCCACAAGAUCCAGGCGCAGCUCAACCUCAUCCACCCCGACAUCUUCCCCCCGCUUGCCGCCCCCCGCCGCCAGGUGGAGCCCCUCGCCUCCCGUCUCUUCCAGGUGGAGCCCCUCGCCUCCCGUGUGCCCACCGUCCGGGGCGAGUGUCUCCUCAAGUAUCAGCUCCGUCCUCGGAGGGAGUGGCAGAGGGACGCUGUCGUUAAUUGCAAUCUCGAUGAAUUCGUUGCCGAGGCUCUGGAGCUCCCCAACUUCCGGGAAAGUGUGCAGGAAUACCAGAAGGCUGCGCAGGAUGGCCCGGCCCCCGCAGAGAAAAGCCAGUAUCCAGAAAUCGUCUUUCUUGGCACGGGGUCUGCCAUCCCGAUGAAGAUUCGCAAUGUCAGUGCCACACUUGUCAACAUAAGCCCCGACAGGUCCCUGCUCCUGGACUGCGGCGAAGGCACAUUCGGGCAGCUGUGCCGUCACUACGGAGACGAGGUGGACCGGGUCCUGGGUGCUCUCGCCGCUGUGUUUGUGUCCCACCUGCAUGCAGACCACCACACGGGCUUGCUGAACAUUCUGCUGCAGAGGGAGCGAGCCCUGGUGUCCCUGGGAAGGCCGUGUCCCCCUCUGCUGGUGGUCGCCCCGACCCAGCUCAAGGCCUGGCUCCAGCAGUACCACCGGCAGUGCCAGCGUGUCCUGCAGCACGUGAGCCUGAUUCCUGCCAAAUGCCUCCAGAGAGGGGCCGAGGUGUCCAGCCCUGAGCUCGAAAGGCUGAUCGGUUCGCUGCUGGGAGCGUGUGAUCUGGGAGAGUUCCAGACCUGCCUGGUCCGGCACUGCAAGCACGCCUUCGGCUGCGCGCUGGUCCACACGUCCGGCUGGAAGGUGGUGUACUCGGGGGACACCAUGCCCUGCGAGGCCCUGGUCCAGAUGGGGAAGGACGCCACCCUCCUGAUACAUGAGGCCACGCUGGAGGACGGCCUGGAGGAGGAGGCCGUGGAAAAGACACACAGCACCACGUCGCAGGCGAUCGGCGUGGGCGUGCGCAUGAACGCGGGCUUCACCAUGCUCAACCACUUCAGCCAGCGCUAUGCCAAGGUCCCCCUCUUCAGCCCUGACUUCAACGAGAAAGUGGGGAUCGCCUUUGACCACAUGAAGGUCUGCUUCGGGGACUUCCCCACGGUCCCCAAGCUGACGGCCCCGCUCAAGGCCCUGUUUGCCGGUGACAUCGAGGAGAUGGAGGAGCGCAGGGAGAAGCGGGGGGUGCGGCUGGCGCGGGCGGCCCUCCUCUCCAGCGAACAGGCAGGCGGCCCCCAGGACGGGGCACCGCAGCAGAAGCGGGCCCUGGCGGCGCAGCCCCAGGGCCCUCAGAGCAAGAAGGUCAGGGCCCAGUGAAGGCCCAGAGCCACCCUGGACUCAGAAGGCUGGCAUCCUCCACAUGGUGGCCCCACGUCUGGCCACCCAGGCCUGGUGGACGCCAAGGGCCUGCGGCGCAGGCUGGGGCAACUGCGCACCUCGGCCAGGAGCUGCCGGAUGGAAAAACAGACAAGGGGAAUUCGGGACAGCCCGAUUUUUAAGGAAGUCACGUGGGAAAAGGGCACGCCCACGCCCGCUGCAGCCACGGCCGGCGUUCGCUGCACGGCCAGCCACGCAGUAAGGAUGCCGCGGGGGACCCGAGAGCUUCGCUUCGUCCUGCUGCUCCCUCUGGGCGGGGGCCUCCCCACCCUGCACCCAGUGUGGCCUGGAAGCGGCUCGCUGGCGGCAAGGAGCCCCGGAGCCCGGUGCCCGGAUUUUGACAGGUGUCCAGGCAUGCAGGCUCAGGAAGCCGCAGGUCCUCCCGCUGUUCGGGGGAGACCCCCUCCCUGCCCCCCAGCUAGGGAGUCGGGCGCGAGCGGGGCCGCUCCUGCCCUCCCCGUGGGACCCCACGACGCUGAGGUCUGUGCCCUGUCCCUCCCGGGAGCGCACAGACUUUAAGGCGAGAUGGAGUGUUUCCAGCAAGACCACCGUCAAAACAAGAAGCUAGGCCACGCUCAGGGAUAAUAAAUCUAUUUUAAUAACAUUA